CAAACAUUCCUCAAUUGAUUUCUAUUAGUUCGCAAAUACCUGCCUUACGACAGACUGACAGUUUGCCAUGAACGUAAUACUGUACUGUUAUUUGCUUGAAAUCUGUGUGUAUUCUCCUUGCUGUUAUUUGUAGUACUUAUUAGCUACCGCUCCUGUAAAUGCUUUCGCCGGGGCCAAGAUUAUAAUUUAUUCUUUCCAGCGUUUAAUUUAUCCGGUUGAUUCAUACACUACAUCAACCCUUAAAGUUAAUAAUGAAUCUUGCAAUUAUUUUUCUCUGCGGAUUUGCAUUGCUUCUCCGCUGUGGGCUCGGAAGAGCCGCUGGCCAAGCAAAAGCGACCACAGGUGCAGUCGUAGUAUCGACAUCAGCGAAGUCCGUCAUCUCCGUAAAAAUGGUCCAGCCUAACAUCUACUCGGAACCGCUGGUCUACGCCAAGCUGAAUGCGGCCUACGACCAGCUGGACAUGAUCAAAAACUCCAACUAUUCUGUAAUUAUUCUUGAUCCACAGGAGUCUGGUUUGAAUCACGAUCAGAUUAUGGAACUGCGGCACGGAACCAACCGGACAAUACUGGCGUAUGUGUCCAUCGGCAUCGCUGAUACCAGCAAACCCUACUGGCGCCCCCAAUGGACCGGCGGUUUCUUUCCUGAUUUCGUUGUCCAGCCGCAAUACACCGAACUGACACCUGGUCACUAUUGGGUGCAGUUUUGGAAAGCAUACUGGCAGCGCAUGUUGCUGCGUUACAUUCAAGAACAAGUUCUGAGCUUGGGAUAUUCAGGUUUACUGUUGGAUAAUUUGGAUGUUUAUCUGCGCGAUACCAAUCCGGAUAUCGAUGAGCGCGAGGAGAUGAUAACGUUUGUGCAGGUUAUCAAAGAACAGGCACAACAGUUUUAUAAAGAUACAAAGAUCUUUGUGUCUAAUAUCAGCGAGUUAUACUCAGUAGACCGAUUCAGGAAAACGGUCGAUGGAUUUCUUGUUGAGAAUCUGUGGUUUGAAAAGGACAAGAAUUUGUUGAAGGAAAACAAAACGAAGGUGGAUCAGAAACUGAGCAUUCUGCAGCAAGCGCAACGGGAUGGAAAAGUUAUUAUAUCCCUUGACUAUUCCACUAACGAUUCCGACGUGUGCACGUUUUACGAACACUGUUCGUUACAAAAAUUUUUCUGUGCCGUUACGGAUCAGAAGUGGACUAGCUGGCCGAGGAUAUGCAUACCGAAAACAACCACAACUGUCGUCCAGACACUAACCACUCAAAAACCCUCCAAAGGUCCCUAUUCAAAUGCGGGGCGGCGUUUUUUCUCCUUGCUGAAUCUUACGCUGGGAAUCGUCGCAGUUAUGUGUAUGCUACAAUGGCUUUGAUAUCUUCGAUUCCAUGGCAAAGCGUGACUAGCUAGUCGUAAGUAUUACUUAUUGUUAAUACAGCGCCAACGUUCGACAUACCGUAUUAAACUACGGGGGGUUGAAAAUGUGAAUGACGGAACAUUGAUGGAACACAUGCAGAUUUACGUUUAUAUUUAAUUGGUCCUUUUGGGAUUUGCGCUAACCAGAAUUAAUAGCGCUUUUCAAAGCUAUGGAAUUCCGUGGUGUUACAGCAUGCUGUGCUUAAUUGCCUGUAUCUCGAAAGAAAUUAAAAUUAAUGUUGUUA
Messenger RNA from Paramacrobiotus metropolitanus, 1638 nucleotides. RefSeq lists its product as uncharacterized. Bases 252 to 1352 code for a protein of 366 amino acids. Lineage: Eukaryota; Metazoa; Tardigrada; Eutardigrada; Parachela; Macrobiotidae. The transcript is spliced from 2 exons. The record is from RefSeq and is a predicted model, not a curated record.